This is a messenger RNA of Zootoca vivipara (common lizard), 4344 nucleotides long. Lineage: Eukaryota; Metazoa; Chordata; Lepidosauria; Squamata; Lacertidae. The record is from RefSeq and is a predicted model, not a curated record.
AAUGACUUAAAAAAAAUAAGUAAAUGCAUAAGCUGAUGUGGAAAUGUGGGGAACUGAACUCAAGAUGGGGGAAAUGAGAAAAGAAACUGAAGGAUUUAGUGAUCCUUAGAUUACUAAAAUGAUAAAAUAAAUAAAUAUUAAUUUCUAUCUGCACCCGAAAGGCUCCUGACAUAUAUGUGGUAUCUUGAAAAUGGUCCCUUGUUGUGCCUGCAUGGUCUUAGAAUGUGGAUGAGCUUGAGCCACAAAAGUUCAUACAUGUAUCCCUAACAUUAUAUUGAUUUCAGACAUAUCCCAAAUCAGAAGCUUUCAAAGAUUAGUCAGUAAAAUUAUCUGGUACUUAUGUGAUGUUUUCAAUGGGUGUUACAUAUUACUCAUUUUGAAUAGCAAUGGUUGAGGAAGUGUUUUUUGUUUUUGUUUUUAAGCCAACUUGUCUCAUUGCUACUUGCAGAUCAUGUGACAGGAGCUGGCAAAAAAACCUGCUUCUUAGUCCCUUGCAAAGUGAUGUUGUAGAUGAGCUUGUCUCUUGCAACUAACAGAAGACGCAACCAACAGAAGAACCAAGAACAGAGAUAUUUGGGUUUCUCUGACUGAACAAAAUUAUUUAUCCAGCAUUUGUGGCAAGGAGUCUACAUAACUAUCUUGAACUGCAGCUCUUCAGUUAAAAAAGUUGGAAAGCCUGAGCACUUAAAGAUAACGAUGUCAUUUUAAUAAGGAAGACCAACCAGACAGAACUCAAAUAUGGGGAAGAAAAGAAGGGCUAAAAAGAUCAAGAAAAGCAACCAAGCGGAUUUGCCUGCAAAAAUUGAGGACUGGACUAAGGAACACGUAAAACAAUGGGUGACAAAUGAACUUAAGCUUGAGGAGAAAUAUGGCGACAUCCUUCUUCAUCAAGAUGUGACAGGCGCCAUUUUGAAGCUUUUAACCAAGCAAGACCUCACAGAAAUGGGUAUAACCCAUGGCCCAGCUUGCCAAAUAAUGCACACACUGAAGAAAAAAAAAUAUUCCAGGUCAUGCAUGAACUCCCGCACCAAUGGUACUAUCCACUUGGGAGUCCGGGACAAUCAACAUGGAGAAAUUAUUGGAGUAAAAGGUCAAAAUAAAGAGAAAUAUAUUAGCUAUUUUGAGUUAAUAAAUAAAUACUUUGGAGAUGCUGUCGUUGGUGUUGCAAAAGAUUGCAUCAGGAAACCUAGGUUUGUGGAAGUAUUGCAGCAAAACAGCAUCCCAUUGGAAACAUUUGUUAUUGAAGUUGAUGUGGUUCCAAAGUACUCUAGUUGCCUAUCUAAAUAUUUCCCUAAUAAGAACUACAGCUUUAAGACUAAAAAAUGGGAUCCAUGUUUGUUUAUAAGAGAUGGUGCAUCUUCCAAAAACCUCUUAAAAUCUAAUGAUAAAACAGAACAUAAAUCAUUUAUGGCCAAACUGGAGAAAUUAGCAGAGGACAGAAAAGAAGCUGAGGAAAAACAUGGAGAAAAAAGGAGGAAUAUAGAUGGGGAAGGUCGUAAGCUGGUGAGCUUGCUCACAGGCAACAGAGACUUGCUAGAUAACUCCCAUUAUGACUGGUAUAUUUUAGUCACAAACAAAUGUCAUCCACAUCAGACACAGCAUAUAAACUUCUUGCAGGAAAUAAAGUUAUUCACUGUUCUAGAGUUUGACCCGGAAUCAGCAAGCAAUGGUGUCGUCAAAGCAUUAAGAGAAGACAGAGCUGCAAACCUUCAUUUUCCAAAGCAGUACCAGAAGCCUGGGAAUUCAACUUCUGAAACAAUUGAAGAACUUAAUCUCUAUCAGCAGCCAAGUUGGAUUUUCUGCAAUAGUAGGUCAGACUUGAACAGUGAAGCGUAUCAACCCGUGAGUCCUGGACUCUGGCAGCAACAGAAGGCAGCUGAGGUUAGGAAACUGAUCUCAUUUCUAUCCCAUCCAGAUAUAAUGCAAAGGGGAAAAAUUUUGGUGGUGUUUCUCAUGCUGUCAAAAGUGGAAGAUCCAGGUGAUCCCAUGAUAGAAGCUUUUUGUGCAUUUUAUCAAGAACUUAAUGGACUUGAUGAUAUGUUGUGUUAUCGAUUCCCAGAACCAUACUUCUUGGCUUCUUUAUUAUUCUGGCCUGAAAAUCAAAAUCAAUUCGAUAAAGAUUCCAAACAAAUGGGAAAAUACCUCAAUUCUCUGAAGAAGGCAUUUAAUGGGCAGUACUGGCAAAUGUGCCGUUCCAAACAACCUAUAGCAUUUUUCUACCUCUGAAAAGGAAGCAAUCUGAGCAAAUUUAUUCACAAAGGAAAAAUUGAUCAGUCUGUUACUGCUAAGAGUAGGGGCAAGUCAAGGCAAAAGAUGAAUGACGAGCUGAGUUGCCUGUGGCAGAGUGGAGAGAUAUGGAAAACAGAGGAUGCCAAACAUCUUUUGCUUCGGCUGAAUGGGAAGGCUGAAGAUAAUAUUGUCUAUGUUGAUUACGGUAUUGAUGAAGACAUCAGAAUACCAGCACGGCCUGUUUUCUUAGGCCAGCUAAAGAGUGGUCGGAGUGUAGAAAGAGUAUCUUUUUACUUGGGGUUUUCCAUUGGCGGCUUGAUAGCCUGUGACAUAGAAAUUAUUUAACUCUCUUUGAAAAUACAUUCCAUUGUAGUGUAAAUUUAAUUUGACCUCUCCAAAGCAGCAAGAGACACGUGGCAUUUUACCCUAACACCAGAUAUAGUAAUUGAAAAUAUUUGGUUGUAUCCAACUAAAUUUUACUCAGAGCAGACUCGUUGAACUUGAUGACCCCAAGUUAAUAAUUUCAAUGGAUAUAUUUGAUUAUGGCUGGCUGUAGAUACAACCCUUUCUCUUUGCCCUGAAGGGCAAGGAUGCCUCCUCAAUCUACAGUACAGCCAGAUGGGUCAAUAGCUAAAGCAAUAUCACUUCCUUGGGCAAUAGAAGCUUUAUGUUAGAAUGAUUGAGUUUUGAGCCUAAAAGCCAGGGAUGAGGCACCUUUGGCCCUACAGAUGUUGUUAGACUACAGCCGCUGUCAUCCCUGACAAUUUACCAUGCUGGCUGGAGUUGAUGGGAACUGGAGUCCAACAAUAUCUAGAGGGCCACACGUUCCCCAUUCCUGCCAUAGACAUACAUAGGCAAAAAUAUUUUUUCUAAUAAAGGUCAUUUUAGUUUAUCUUUGCAGAGGAAGAGGGAGGCUGGUAGAUUUGCUAACUAAUAAUUUGAUAUUCUCUUCUGCCAGUCCAAUUAUCAAUUCAUGAAUAUAAUAUGAUUUGAUUAUACCACAACCUGUUGCAUAAGGUAUAGCAUAUGGCAAUUUCAUUAUCUUUGCUUUAUGUAUGUCAUGUGUCCCAUUGCAAAAACAGAGUAUACUUUUCACAAAACCACCCCUGACUGACUCAACAUAAGAGGCUUCUGCAGUAAGUUUAGUUAAUUUCUGCCUUGUACUUCAUUAUUUUUCUCCCUUUGUUGUGUUCCUCUCUAUUGUAUUGGAUCCAUACUUAGUCAUGAUUUAAGUACCCCUGAUUUAAAUGCAGCUAAUUUACAAUCCAGUGCAUGUAUAUUCAGAACAGCUUUUCUUUUUCUAUUUGGCUAUGCUUUUUAUCUGCUUACUUUUUAUAUUUUCUGCUUUUCUGUUCACUUUUUUAAUUAUUAAUUUUAUUGUUGGUACCUACUUAGUUUUCUUUUGAAGAGGAAGCAGAGUAAAAAUAAAGGGUAAAUAGCAUUUAAAUUUUGUUCUCUUUCAUCAAUAGUAUUGUAUCUAUCUAUCUAUCUGUGUAUGUAUCUAUCUAUCUAAAAUAAGAACUUGAUCUUGGUGGUCUGAUUUUUAUAUUAUAAUCUGCUGGAUUAAUGACAUAUUUGGGGGUCACCUGAACCUAGAAAAUGGAAAGCCUAUAAGAGAAUAUAUUUCCUUGGAUAUUACCAAAGGAAAAUGAAAAAUGUAUUUGAUAGGGAUUUUUAAGGGAUGAAGAUAAAUCCUAAAUUGGUAUGAGCUGAUUGACAGAGUUGUACCACCCAUAGGAGAGUGGGAGAAAUUCAAUAUGGUUAGGAUUUUAAUGUGCACCUAUCUAAUUUGUAGUUUCCAAAACAAUACAUGAACUGAAACAUAGCUGUCAUUUGUAAUUCGUACUUCUCUGAAUUUUGUGCUGGAGUUCUUCUGCCAAAUAAUGUACUGUAUUCAUAAAUGUGCAUAUCAGGGGAAAGUGUGAAAAUAACAUAUCAAAUGCAUUAUAUUGGGGAAAUUGCUUUUACAAAUGUCGGCAUCAUGUAAAACUGCAUACCAAAAUGUGUAUAUUGGGAGAAAUUUGCACUAAAAUUCUGCUGAAUUUGCAUUAAAAAUUUUUUCACAAGCUCAUGCAGAAAUGUGAAGUGAAUUUAAGACUAGAAAAAUUAGAAACC